Molecule: messenger RNA, 1086 nt
Organism: Monascus purpureus
Lineage: Eukaryota; Fungi; Ascomycota; Eurotiomycetes; Eurotiales; Aspergillaceae
Source: the annotation of a GenBank genome assembly
CCUAACUCCCUGGGCAGCAGCUUCAUUGAACGCCUACCUUUCAUUUCAUCUCUGCAACAAUGGCGUUACCGGAUUGCACCGUUGGGUUUAUCGGCUGCGGGAAUAUGGGAGGGGCAAUAUUGAAGGGAAUCCUCAAUGCCCAAUCCGGACAAUCCAUCGAACAAUCAAAAAUAUCGCGCUUCAUCGCCUGCACAAAGACAGCGGCCUCCAGUGACCGACUGAAGGACUCUAUUUCCCCCGAGAACCAAGCCAAGGUGCACUUCACCCAUGCGCAAAGCCUCCGGGCGAUGCAGGAUGCAGAUGUCGUGAUUCUCGGAUUCAAGCCGUACAUGGCCGAAGACAUUCUCGGGCAAAAGGGUGUGCUGGAGGCGCUUCAGGGAAAGCUAGUCAUCAGUCUGCUGGCAGGACAGACUCCCAAGGCGCUCGCGGGGUAUAUCCAAGCCGGGGAAGAGCUAGAAGCAGAGUCCGGCCGGGAGCCUGUCAUCGUCAGAGUGAUUCCCAACAUGGGGGCGCAGUACCUGCAAUCGAUGACUGUCAUCGACACAGACAACAAGGCUCUCCCACCGCAUAUGGCGGAGAUCUUGGAGUAUAUUUUUGAGCAGGUCGGGGCGGUCAAGUACGUGGCUUCGGAUCUUUUUGACCUGGGCUCGAUGAUUGUGGGCGCAUCCAUGGCGCUCUUGACGGUCCCGAUUGAAGGUCUUCUGGACGGGUGUGUUGCCGAGGGAAUGAGACGCGCCGAUGCCAUGGAAAUUGUUCUGCAGGGUCUUCGCGGAUUAACAGCCGUUCUGGAGUCGGGGACUCAUCCUGCAGUUUUACGGGAGCAGAUUUCCUCGCCGAGAGGUUGCACCAUUCAGGCCCUGAUGACGCUGGAGAGGGAGGGGAGUAGGUCAGAUUUUGCGGAUGCCUUGGUCAACGGGACAAGGCAUCUUAAGAAGAGCGACAAGUAGCCAUCCAUCGCCAUAAACUUGAACGCGAAGACUUUGAUGAUGAAUACGGAGGAGAGUUAGGCGUAUAUGAACUCCGAAAAUUCCCAUGGGUGAAAUUCCUACAUGAGUACGUUUACAAGCUCUACUGAAUUCACGACAG